AUGUUCUUGUGUUGUGUGUCCGCAGACAAGCUAAGGCGGGGCCAGCAGGAGGCGCACUCGUUCCUGUCCCGCUCUCUGCUCUACAACAGCUGGGACUUCGAGAUCGUGACGAAGGACAAUCUGGAGCGAGAAUGUUACGAGGAAAUCUGCAGCUACGAAGAGGCGCGAGAGUACUUUGAAGACUCAGUCUCCACGGACGUGUUCUGGAAGGAAUACUCACAAGGAUACGCCCCUAAAGUGGACGUGUCGGGGCUGGUGGCGGGGAUCCUGGCUCUGGUCGUGUGCGCGGUCUUUGCUGCAGUCCUGGGCGUCUACUGCUACAAGGCCCGCCACAAGUCCAGACCGCACCAAGCUGUGGUGCGGAUGGCGGGAGACGGCCGAGCGGGGGCAGAGAUGGUGCCUCUGGCCGGGGGCGCGGUGCCCGAUUUACCGAGCUACAACGAGGCUCUGACCAGGAGCGGGCAGCACGACGCCCCCCCUCCCCCCUACUCUGGGGGGGCGCCCUCAGAGCUGGAGCAGGCCGCAGGCGCAGAGGGGGACAGCUAG
Messenger RNA from Knipowitschia caucasica, 546 nucleotides. NCBI's taxonomy places the organism in Eukaryota, Metazoa, Chordata, Actinopteri, Gobiiformes, Gobiidae. The record is from the annotation of a GenBank genome assembly.